Calypte anna (Anna's hummingbird) is the source of this 3842-nucleotide messenger RNA. Its product is annotated as integrator complex subunit 6-like. Gene Ontology annotation, biological process: snRNA 3'-end processing. The record is from RefSeq and is a predicted model, not a curated record. The transcript has 18 exons. Gene Ontology annotation, cellular component: integrator complex. Bases 216 to 2915 code for a protein of 899 amino acids. NCBI's taxonomy places the organism in Eukaryota, Metazoa, Chordata, Aves, Apodiformes, Trochilidae.
AGCUCAGGGAAGAGAAGUUGAGACUCGGCGAACACAGGCAGCUCAGUAACGAGCCGCAGCGGCCGCAGCCGGAGCUGAGCGGACCGAGCCCAGCCGAACCGAAGCGAACCGAGGCCAGCAGACAAGCGGCCGGCCGGCCCGGGGGAGCCAGAGAGCCGCUCCCCCUUCCCCUCCUCCCUGCAGGGUGCCCGGCGGGCCGGGGCUCUGCCUGGACCAUGCCGAUCCUCCUCUUCCUCAUAGACACGUCCGCCUCCAUGAACCAGCGGGCGUAUCUGGGCACCAGCUACCUGGACAUCGCCAAGGGCGCCGUGGAGAUCUUCAUGAAGCUGCGGGCCCGGGACCCGGCCAGCCGCGGCGACAGGUACAUGCUGGUUACCUUCGACGAGCCGCCCUAUUGCAUCAAGGCUGGAUGGAAGGAAAACCAUGCAACAUUUAUGAAUGAACUGAAAAAUCUUCAGGCUUCAGGACUAACAACCCUUGGUCAGGCACUCAGGUCAUCGUUUGACUUGUUAAAUCUCAAUAGAUUAGUGUCUGGAAUAGACAACUAUGGACAGGGAAGAAAUCCAUUCUUUUUGGAGCCAUCUAUUUUGAUUACCAUCACAGACGGAAACAAACUGACAAAUACUGCUGGAGUUCAAGAGGAGCUUCAUCUUCCUUUGAAUUCUCCUUUGCCUGGAAGUGAACUAACCAAAGAACCAUUUCGUUGGGAUCAAAGGCUGUUUGCUCUAGUGCUGCGUUUGCCAGGAGCUGCAUCUGCUGAACCAGAGCAGCUUGGGAGUGUGCCUACUGAUGAAUCUGCUAUCACACAGAUGUGUGAAGUGACAGGAGGUCGUUCUUACUGUGUUCGGACACAACGAAUGUUGAAUCAAUGUUUAGAAUCUCUAGUUCAGAAAGUCCAAAGUGGAGUUGUUAUUAACUUUGAAAAGUCAGGACCAGAUCCAGCUCCUAUUGGAGAAGAUGGACUUGUUGAUUCAUCCAGGCCCAUCAAUUCAUUUGCUUCUCAACCCUGGCAUAGUUGUCAUAAACUCAUUUAUGUACGGCCUAACCCUAAAACUGGUGUUCCUGUUGGGCAUUGGCCAAUCCCAGAAUCUUUUUGGCCUGAUCAGAAUUCACCAACACUGCCUCCACGCACAGCUCAUCCAGUUGUGAGGUUCUCCUGUGUUGAUUGUGAACCCAUGGUAAUAGACAAGCUCCCUUUUGACAAGUAUGAGCUUGAGCCUUCACCCUUAACACAGUACAUUUUGGAACGAAAGUCUCCCCAUACCUGCUGGCAGGUAUUUGUGAGUAGCAGUGGAAAAUACAGUGAACUUGGCCAUCCAUUUGGGUAUUUAAAAGCAAGCACUACUUUAACCUGUGUAAACCUCUUUGUGAUGCCUUACAACUACCCUGUUUUACUUCCGUUGUUAGAUGACUUGUUUAAGGUUCACAAACUUAAGCCAAAUCUGAAGUGGCGACAGGCUUUUGACAACUACUUAAAAACAAUGCCUCCUUACUACUUACUGCCAUUAAAGAAAGCCCUAAGGAUGAUGGGAGCUCCAAAUCUGAUAUCAGAUAAUUUAGAUUGUGGACUUAGUUACAGUGUUAUCUCUUACCUUAAAAAACUCAGCCAACAGACAAAAAUAGAGUCGGAACGGAUAAUAGGUUCAGUGGGUAAGAAAGUUCCACAAGAAAUUGGAAUAAAAGUGAAAAAUCACUCCAGUGGCCUCUCGUUGGUACACAGUAGGGAUUUUAAGCAACUGCUGCAAGGGAUCACUGGGGAAUCUCCACUGAGACUGUCGGAAAUGAAUGUUAAAGAAUUUGCUGGCUUCCACAUAGGACUUUUAAACAAGGAUUUGAAGCCACAGGCAUUCAGAAAUGCCUAUGAUAUUCCUCGUCGCAGUCUUCUAGACCAGCUAACCAGAAUGAGAGCCAACCUUCUGAAAACACACAGGCUUAUCUUGGGGCAAGAUGAAGACUGCCUUCACAGUGUUCCUGUUGCUCAAAUGGGAAAUUACCAGGAAUACCUGAAAAUGAUGCCUUCACCCCUUCGGGAGAUUGACCCAGAUCAACCAAAAAGGCUUCAUACAUUUGGCAAUCCAUUUAAACAGGAUAAAAAGGGUAUGAUGAUAGAUGAAGCAGAUGAAUUUGUUGCUGGGCCUCAGAAUAAGAUCAAACGUCCUGGGGAGCCCAAUACUCCAGCAUCACUGAAGAGAAGGCGCAGUAUGUCCCCACUCCUGAGACGGCCACAGUCACCUCCUGUUGUAACAAAUCAUGUUGGUGGAAAAGGGCCACCAGCUGCCUCUGGAUCCCCAUCAUAUCUGAACUUUAAAGGUGUCCCAGCAAAUAAAGAUACCAAUAACAGUAUUAUCCAAGAUGGCAAUGGAGAGAAGAAAGCAGAAAAUUGUCAGUCACUGGAAAAGCAAAUUGAUGGCUUACCUGUACAAGUGGCUCCUUCACUUCCAGCUGCCAUGGGAGAGGAUGAAAUCUUGUCCAAUGAUUUGGACUCUCUACCUGUUGAAUUCAAUUGUUUAAGUGAGGAUGGGUUGGAUCAUAAACCUGGCACCAACGCGCUUGUUCGAGGACCUCUGAAUUACAGCGUGGCUGGAGAUGACCAAAAAAGGGUGAUAGAGUCUACUUCUGAACCAGUGCCAAAUUCCUUUAAAAUAACACCUAUGAUGUUGGAGGGAAACAAUGCUGAUAUCAAAAUUAAAGUGAUGAGAGAGGUUCGCAAACCUGGAAGAAAUUACGAAAAGAUUUUCUCUCUUCUUGAGGAGGUGCAAGGACCUAUGGAAAUUCAGAAGUAUUUCAUUGAAUUUGCUAUCAAGGAAGCAGCAAGGUUUAAAAAAAGAGUCUUAAUACAACACUUAGAGAGAAUACUAGAGGAGCUAGAGUUCAACAGCCUACCCAACAGAGUUAAUCAUGUCAACAGUAGAUAAUAAUGCACCGGCCAGACAAAUAUGGACCAGGAAUGAGUUUGCUGUGCCACAGAAGAGUGGAAGAGGAUGCAGCUGCUGCCCCCACCAUCUUGGCAGUCAAGUGAUUUUACUACACAGUCUGAGAAGAAGCAGUGGAGCUUUAACUUUAAGAACCUCUCUCGGCAGAAGCUGGGCUAUAACCUUAAGGAUUUGCUAUGAAAGGUGUGGCUUUUUUCCUGUGGAGGGUGCUAUUUGCUCAACAGGCUGAAGAAAAUAACCAUUGCUGCCCCUCCUGCAGGUGAUGAGAAUUUACUCAUUUGAACGCUGUCGUUAGACAUUUUACGUGCUAUAGGCAGCAGGUUGCACUAAAAUGGGGCACUGUCAAAUGCACACACUGUCUGCAUCGUGGAGAGAGCCCAAAAAAAAAAAAAAAAACCCUCCCAGAAACACCUGCAGUCAUAAAAUUGCAUGUUGCCACCACAGAGACAAGGGUCUUGUUCCCAAGAACUACUAGCCAUGCCUUUAAACUUGAAAUUCAGUGUAGAUUGAGAGUAAAGAAACUGCUAUUGUGUUAAUGAAAGCUAAAGACAGCCCUGUGACUGUUACCACCCGGUGGUCACUAAACAAUCUACCUCAGACUCUCUUCUGUUUUGUCUGCAGACAUUAUGAAAGUGCACCUGAGGCUUCCCAGGUCCCCGACUUCAGUUCUCUUUCAUCCUGUGAGGAGGACGGAGAUUCUUCAGGUGGCCUUGGCACACGCUGUGCUUUGGAAGCACUAAAAGGAAACGCUUUUAAAAACGUGUAUUUUAAUGUUCAUACAAAAGAGAUUAUUUUGAACAGUAUUGUUACCAGAUCACUAAUUUGAUAUUUUAACUGUAUAAAUUUUUUUGGAACAUAUGUAUAUAUAAAAUAAACCAUUUUAUUAAUUUUUAAGAAGUGCUGAUCUGA